Molecule: messenger RNA, 372 nt
Organism: Toxorhynchites rutilus septentrionalis
Lineage: Eukaryota; Metazoa; Arthropoda; Insecta; Diptera; Culicidae
Product: histone H2B type 1-N-like
Exons: 2
Coding region: 1-372 (123 amino acids)
Biological process (GO): nucleosome assembly
Cellular component (GO): nucleosome
Molecular function (GO): structural constituent of chromatin; protein heterodimerization activity; DNA binding
Source: RefSeq, a predicted model, not a curated record
AUGGCGUCCAGUAGCUCCGGGCCUCCGGGAGGCCGGGCUACAAAUUUUUACCAAGGAAAGCCGACUCAACGUACCGCUCCAGAGUGGGUUGACCCUCUGAACGGUAAUCUUCAAAUUUUACUCUUGCGUGCUACAGGAGAUCAUGUGUUACCAUCCAACCCAUUUGUUGUGAGCAAAACCAUCGCCAAUUUCGUGAAAGAUUUUGAUAAAAACAACGCCCGACCAUCAAAGGACGAUAAGAAGAGAACGCAGUACAUCUUAACGGCCAGAGACGAGGACACCAUCGUUCGUUUACUGCUGCCAGGAGAAUUGGCCAAACACGCUGUCUCCGAAGGAACCAAGGCCGUCACGAAGUAUACCAGCUCCAAGUAA